AACCCUUUGAAGCACAGUGGUUACUCAGUAAAACCACCUUUUUAAAUUUAUUUUACUCCUAUUCAGCAUUCUGGUAUCUCGCUGAAACCACAUAAGGCAUGCGUACUAAGAUGCCUGUUUUAGAAAUUGCCUAACUUAUACUUUUUUCAACCUCGAAAUUAAAGUUGUGUCGAUGUUUGUAUUGGGACUUGCUCCUGCUGUAUCAGUGUCGUGAUAGUGACUCAUUUUAUUAUUAUUAUCGUUUAUUCACAGUUAAAUAAGGGUAAGUAAAUUCUGUAAAUUGUUGCUAUAAAUAUUUUACUUGUUGUAACGACAGGCGCAUGUUCAAUUUUUGUUUACAUUUUGAGGUAAAUAGUAAUAUGCAGGUGGUUGUACAGUGAUACCACUAUGCAGUAAAUGUUUUAUUUUUUACAGACAUGAGUAAUGCCUUUCUUUGAGGAAGAGCAAGCUCGUCUUCAAAGACUUGUUGACGUUCUAGAUGAAAUACCAUCCGACCCAGAGUCUAUUGAUGAAGAAGAAGAUGACGUGGAUGAAGAUAUUGAAGGCACGUAUGUAAUUGGUACAGACAAUGUAUUACAGCGUGUAGAUAACAUUUUGCAACCAGAAGAACAUGUUCCAGACAUUAAUGGCAUUGAAGAAAAUGAUGACAACCAGUCUCAGAAUGAUGAUCACGACGUUUCUGACGACGAUACUCCCAUUGCUGUUAGACUUUACAGGAAAGGAAUUACUUGGUCUGAUGAUUAUCCAAACAUAGCAAGAAAAAAUGAGUUUAGGGAACAUACAGGUCCAAACAUAGAAGCAGAAGAACCUAUUGAUGUAUUUCUGUCACUAUUUACUGAGGAACUUAUAGAUACACUGGUUUAUGAAACUAAUCUUUAUAACACGCAGAAUAAUGGUGGCAUAAUUACUAAUCCUACAAACAAGGAAGAAAUAAAAAAGUUCUUAGGAGUUAAUAUCCUUAUGGGAAUAAAAAAAUUACCCUCUUAUCGGGAUUACUGGUCGUCGUCAUUGGAACUUAGAGAUUCUUACAUAGCAUCUACUAUGUCUGUGAACAGAUUUGGUUGGCUUCUUUCAAACUUGCAUAUAAAUGACAAUUCUAAAAUGCCAACCAGAGACUCUCCAAAUUACGAUAAAUUAUACAAAGUCAGACCCCUGUUAGAAAAGUUAACAGAGACGUACAAAACCUGCUACGCUCCAAGUGAAUUUCAGGCAAUAGAUGAAUCGAUGAUUCCGUUCAAGGGCAGAAGCUGUCUCAAACAAUAUAUGCCCGAUAAACCCACUAAGCGAGGUUAUAAGGUGUGGGUACGUGCAGAUAGUUAUGGUUACGUUGUACAAUUUCAAAUUUACGAAGGAAAAAGAAAAGAUAUCGUAGAAAAAAAUCUUGGACUUCGAGUAGUCAAAGAAUUGACAAUAGACUUAGUUGGCAAAAAUUACUCAGUAUAUUUCGAUAAUUUUUUCAGUUCAGUAGAACUACUUAUUUAUCUCCAACAAAAUAAAAUCAAUGCAGCUGCUACUACCAGACCAAAUAGAAAGAAUUUUCCAAAAGAUUUUCCAACUGACAAAGAAAUGAUUCGUGGCAAUUUUGCUUGGAGAUCAACACGUACUGGUAUAACGGCUACAAAAUGGAAAGACAGAAAAGGAAUACAUUUUCUUUCAAACAUGCACAGUCCAUUGACAGAAACUUCAGUGAGGAGAAAAGAACACGACGGUUCAACGAAACAAAUCGCUUGUCCAGCAGUUGUUCAGGACUACAACAAACACAUGGGUUGUGUGGACAAAGCAGACAUGUUAAAAACAAUAUAUUGUAUUGAUAGAAAGUCGCGCAAAUGGUGGCACCGUAUAUUUUUCCACAUGUUGGACACGACGGUGGUAAAUACAUUUAUCAUCUACUCACAACUUACGGAAGGAAAAAAGCUUACACUCAAGCAAUUGCGCCUUGCUAUUGCAAUAUCUCUUAUCGGCAUUCCACAGAGAGAAAAAGUUGGACGUAAAUCAUCAACCCCUGUUCACCAUUUUAAAACUUACGUCUCACAAGAAGUAAGAUACAACAAGUCGGAACAUUUGCCUGUCAGAACAACAUCUCGAAGAUGUGGACAUUGUUCCACAGUAGCAGAAGUUCAUAGGACAAAAUGGGCUUGCUCCGUAUGCAAAGUUGCCCUAUGCCUCUCUGAUAACAGGAACUGUUUUCUUGGAUUUCAUACAAAAUAAAUAAUAUUUAGAUUU
Tribolium castaneum (red flour beetle) is the source of this 2223-nucleotide messenger RNA. RefSeq names its product piggyBac transposable element-derived protein 4-like. Lineage: Eukaryota; Metazoa; Arthropoda; Insecta; Coleoptera; Tenebrionidae. The coding region runs from base 424 to 2208 and encodes 594 amino acids. The record is from RefSeq and is a predicted model, not a curated record. The transcript is spliced from 2 exons.